Phragmites australis (common reed) is the source of this 1796-nucleotide messenger RNA. Its product is annotated as glycerol-3-phosphate acyltransferase 7-like. Lineage: Eukaryota; Viridiplantae; Streptophyta; Magnoliopsida; Poales; Poaceae. Bases 56 to 1525 code for a protein of 489 amino acids. Gene Ontology annotation, molecular function: glycerol-3-phosphate 2-O-acyltransferase activity; phosphatase activity. Gene Ontology annotation, biological process: cutin biosynthetic process. The record is from RefSeq and is a predicted model, not a curated record. The transcript has a single exon. Gene Ontology annotation, cellular component: membrane.
UAAUAUUUAAGCUUAGCUCUUCCCAUACCUUGCUGAAUGAGGUCGCCACUCCACCAUGGCUAAUUCUCACCAGUGCACCAGCGUCGCUUCCGAGCUGGAGGGGACGCUCCUCAUCUCCGGCAACCUCUUCCCCUACUUCCUCCUUGUCGCCCUCGAGGCUGGAGGCCCGCUCAGGGCUGCCGCCCUGCUCGCCGUAUACCCUGUCGUCGCCCUGCUGGGCGCCGCCUUCUCUGGCGACCGCUUCCCUCUCCUCGUCAUGACCUUUGUGUCCACCGCCGGCCUCGGCAUCGGCGAAGUGACGGCGGUGGCGAGGGCCACGCUGCCCAGGUUCUUCCUGAACGACCUCCGGGGCAGCGCGUUCCGCGCCUUGGUGCGCCACGCCGGCGAGAAGUACGUCGUGACGCGCCUGCCGAGGCUCAUGGCGGAGCCGUUCGUGAGGGAGUACCUCGGCGCCGACGUCCGCGUCGUCGGUACGGAGCUGCGGAUAGUCGGGAGGCGGUUCUCCGGCACGGUGGCCUCGCCGGGCGAUACGACUGACGACCUGGGCCAUGGAGCUCUGGUGACCCUUUUUGGGCGCGAACGGAUCAUCGACGUUGGCCUGUGCUCCGGCGCCGCGGGGGAACGGCAACCGACGUUCUUGCAGUUAUGCCAGGAGCGCUGCGUGGUGUCCACGCCGGAGAAGGCGCCAGCGACGCCCUUGCCAAGGAGCGAGUACCUCCGGCCGCUGGUCUUCCACGACGGCCGCCUCGUCUGCCGGCCUGACCCGCUCCCCUGCCUCGCCAUCGUCCUGUGGUUUCCACUCGGAGUGCUCCUGUCAGUGACACGCCUCCUCCUCGGCUUCCUCCCCCACGGCGCCGGCCUCCUCCUUUCCGCGGCCACCGGCUUCCAGAUAAGUGCCGAGCUCGGCGCAUUGGCGGCGGUGGACCGUCGGGGCACACUGUACGCGUGCAAUCACCAGACGCUGAUGGACCCGGUGAUCCUCUCGACGGUGCUGCGCCGGAAGGUGACCGCCGUGACGUACAGCCUCUCCGGCUUCUCGGAGCUGAUCGCGCCGAUCCCGACCGUCCGGCUGACGCGCGACCGCAGCAGGGACCGUCAGAUCAUGCAGUCCGCGGUCGCGCACGGCGACCUGGUGGUCUGCCCGGAGGGCACAACCUGCCGGGAGCCGUACCUGCUCCGGUUCAGCCCGCUCUUCGCCGAGAUCACCGGCGAGGUCACGCCGGCCGCCGUCCGGGCAGGCGGCGCCAUGUUCCACGGCUCGACGGUGAGGGGGCACAAGUGGCUGGACUCCGUUUUCUUCCUCAUGAACCCGGCACCGUGGUACGAGAUCCGGCUCCUCGCACCGGUGGUCACCUGUGGCGGCAGCGCCGGCACGUCGAGCCGCGACGUGGCGAACAGCGUCCAGCAGAUGAUCGGCGACGAGCUUGGGUUCGAGUGCACGGGGCUGACGCGCAAGGACAAGUACCGGAUGAUCGCCGGCCACGACGGCGUCGACGCAAGGUCGUCGCCGUCGAAGCUGAGCUAAGUCUCAGCUUACAAAUGUACACGUACGCAAUGCCUGCAGUGCAUCGCGGUUGUCGUGUCAUACUGUUACGGUUCGUGGACUCGUGUUAUUUUUUUCUCAGUUACAAGGACGCAUGCCACACACUGCUCACGUUUACCACGCUGACGUACAUACAAGUGUGACUCUUAUCAAGCUAGAUGUUAAAUUUAUGUAGCUCUAGCUCACACAUUACUGUUAAAAAUACUCGUAUAUGUAAAAUUAUUGUACUUGAAAGACAUUACCGAUUGCUUCA